Messenger RNA from Hydatigera taeniaeformis, 984 nucleotides. The record is from the annotation of a GenBank genome assembly. NCBI's taxonomy places the organism in Eukaryota, Metazoa, Platyhelminthes, Cestoda, Cyclophyllidea, Taeniidae.
AUGGCAACAAGAAGGAGGCUAUUCUUGGAUGACUCAGCUGUGUUGACACCUUUCUUGCCAAAGUUCCUUUACAGUUCGAGAACGACCUCAUCUUCCUUCGUAACAACAACAGCAGCAGCAACAGCCGCCUUCUAUAAACUAUACGGUGACGAGGAGAUCACCUUCCCCAGAUCCCAACAGCAUUUUAUCUCCUCCGUGAAGGCGGCAUCUUCACAUUUGUUAGCCUUCCAAUCAUCAUCACCGCCACCACCAUCCCAAUCCUCCUCUGUCUCAGCCACAGUCACCUCGGUACCCUCUCGUCCGCGCAUCCUUCUUACUAAUCGCGGUCGAGGCCUCACAUUUGAGCGGACCACUCCGCCACCACUACCAUCAACGCCAACAACGGCGACUCUCACGUUAUUUAAGAGGGAGGACUUUAGCCCUCAUUUUGAUGAUCCUCUGCUCUCCUCGGUGCUACCCCCUCCAUUGCACAACAAAGCCACUCGAAAACAAAAUCUAUUCCCUCCUCCUCCUCCCACUCCCUCUGACAAGUCUACUGCUGCUGUCUCCGUAGUUGGUGACGAUGAUGGUGUUGGCUCGAUAGUGGCCAUGGGGGAGGAGGAUGAAGGCGAGGAUGAAGGUGGUAAUGGCGAAGAAGGGGUGCACGAUGGAUUUAUCUGUAGCCUCCCGCUCUCUUCAUCUUCCUCCUCAUCCUCCGCUGCCGUUGCUACAAUAAAUGCACCGACGCGUAGGAGUCGUCGGAGGGUCGUUAAACGUGGUAAUAAUAGCACCAACAGCACCACAGCUAACGUAUCGGUUCCUCGAAAAGUAGCCUCUUCAUCACCCUACUUCACUCGUUCCUCGGUGGUGGCUGCUAACCACCGUCAGAGACGGAGACGUCGGCGACGUGGGCGAGGGUCGACUUAUCAACCACAACGUGGAGUGAAAGCGGUGAGUGUGACACGGAGUCAUCAUCAUCAGCCAUUGCGCCGUAGGGUGGUGUAG